Molecule: messenger RNA, 918 nt
Organism: Exophiala spinifera
Lineage: Eukaryota; Fungi; Ascomycota; Eurotiomycetes; Chaetothyriales; Herpotrichiellaceae
Exons: 1
Coding region: 1-918 (305 amino acids)
Molecular function (GO): oxidoreductase activity
Source: RefSeq, a predicted model, not a curated record
AUGUCGACCAAAGUUGCAGUUGCCGGAGGGACAGGAAACCUUGGACCUCAAGUCGUCAACGCCCUGUUGGCAGCGAACUAUUCCGUGACCGUACUCACCCGAACGGGCAGUUCCAGCACGUCGAAGCUUCCCAAGAGUCCCCAGCUAAAGGUGGCUGAAGUAGACUACUCCUCGGUGGCAUCUCUGUCCGAGGUCUUGCAAGGCCAGGACGUGGUCGUGUCGACGUUGGGGUCCGCAGUCAUUGGCGGCCAAAAGCCACUUAUCGACGCCGCAGUGGCCGCCGGGGUCAAGCGAUUCAUCCCGUCGGAAUUUGGAAGCGACACCACCCACCCCAAGUCGUCUCAGUUGCCGGUGUACAAGGGCAAAGUCGAAACGCAACAAUACCUCAAGGCCAAAGCAGCGGAAAAUCCCGGCUUCACUUACACCUUGGUCAUCAACGGCGCGUUCCUCUCCUGGGGCAUCCAGGUGGGCUUCCUUGUCAACAUUCAGAGUCACUCCGCCACGGUCUGGAAUGGCGGCGACGUGCCCUUUGCCGCCACCAAUCUCGAAACCAUCGGCAAGGCCGUGGUCGGUGUGAUCCAACACCUCCCGGAGACGGCGAACCGCGCCGUCUACGUGCAGGAGGCGCUCAUCACCCAAAACCAACUGAUCAAGUAUGUCAAGGAGAUUGACGGCGUCGAAUGGCAGAUCACGCCGAAAGAAACGGCCAAGGCGUACGAAGAAGCUUCCGCCGAGCUGGCCAAGGGCCCAGAUGGGAACAUCGGAGCCGCCAUGUUGGGCUAUCUCAUGAGCGCCAUCUUCGACGCCAGCUACGGGCCGGACUUUUCGUCCCAUCUCGACAAUGAACUGUUGGGUAUAAAGCCGUAUACUGAGGAUGACGUGAAGCAACUGGUCAAGGGGCUGGUUGGAUCAACUUAG